Messenger RNA from Lacerta agilis (Sand lizard), 1347 nucleotides. Its product is annotated as BCL2/adenovirus E1B 19 kDa protein-interacting protein 3-like. Gene Ontology annotation, biological process: positive regulation of apoptotic process; mitochondrial outer membrane permeabilization. The record is from RefSeq and is a predicted model, not a curated record. Gene Ontology annotation, cellular component: nucleus; mitochondrial envelope; mitochondrial outer membrane. NCBI's taxonomy places the organism in Eukaryota, Metazoa, Chordata, Lepidosauria, Squamata, Lacertidae. Bases 70 to 837 code for a protein of 255 amino acids. The transcript has 6 exons.
GCUAUCUUCCGAGGAAGAACGGCUCUUCCUGUCGAAAGACAGAAUUUCGUUCCUUGUCCUUUGAAAGCAAUGGUUCGGGUUCUCCCUUCCGGAGCAGCUGGAAGCGAGCCGGCUCCAGUCUUCCAUCGGGCAGCCCUUCCGAUACUGGCACAUGGGGCGAUGCCACUUCCCCUGUCCCUUGCCGGUUGGGGUCCCCACCCCUCCGAGGAGCAGGCUGGCGUCGCCCUUUUAAGGCGCGAGGGUGCCCGGCGCUUCUGUUUACAGAAGCCAGCCGGCUGGGCGUCACGUGGCCUCCAGCUGGCCGGCUGGCUAAUGGGACGGGCACCUGCCUGGCACCGGGAGGGAGCCCCAGGCAGCGGAGCGAUGGAGGCGCCCCGGGAAGACGUCCUGCAGAGCUCCUGGGUGGAGGUGCCCCUACUUGGCCAGGAGGAGCCCCCCACGCCGGCCUGUGCGCCUCACCGCGACAUGGAACAGAUCCUGCUGGAAGCGCAGCUGGAGGUGGAGUCGCCGCGGGCCGAGGGCUCCUUCCUUGCACUGAAGGCGCCUGGUGUGGAGGACCUGAGCCCAGGGCAGAGGGAAGACACUGAAGGGUCUGUCCAGAUGGGGACCCUGCCCUGGUCGUGGCCCAGCCUCCCUGAGCACCAAAAGGAGCUGGCCUGCCUGCCCCCUGCGUGUGCCCCCCUGCUCAGCCCAGUUCUACACAGGAGGAGGGGGUUGCGGGACCCCCAGCUGCUACUUCUGGUCAUCCCCUCUCUGCUGCUCAGCCACGUCUUGGCCUUGGGCCUUGGCAUUUGUAUCGGGAAGCGUCUGGCUGCCUCCCCAGCAAGCAGCCUGUAAGAAGCAGAGAGGGGCCUCCUGGGACACCCACCCCCAUCCCAGCUCCCGGUACCGAACUGUUGCAUGGCCCCCUCUUGCCCAAGACGACCUGAGAAGUGGUGCAGAGCCCAGCAUCAAACCUGAUACCCCCCACCAAUUUCUGUGUACACAACCUUCCUUGCCUCCACUGUGGGGCCAAGCCCUCAUAAAGAGUGUCUGCGGACUUAGCCCCAAAGCCCCCUCUCCACUUUCUCUGUUGUGGGGUGACUGCUGCAGUGGGGCAGAGGGGACUGGGUAGCCGGGCUCCAGCAGCAGCAGCCCCCUUCCUCCUCCUCCUCUCCUGUGGGCCCUGCUAGCAGCUGGGAGUUAGAGCCUGGACACAUCUGGAAGGCCACAUCUGGAGGUUGCGCUACCCCCCCCAUAUGCCAAUCCAAGGAGCUUCAGAAAGACAAUCUGCAUCAAAGCAUGGCAGCUGAUCUACUGGAAAAUGCCAUUGCUUCAUUCAAAAUAAAUCCUGUUUUUCAAAAUCCU